AUAUAUAAGUUCAGAAAAAUUUUUUUUAGUUAAUUAUUGGUUUAAAAAAAACUAAAAAACUAGUUAUCCAUACAAAAAAACAAAACAAUAUGAAUGACUACCGUUUGUCCAACAAAUUCGCGAUACUAUUGUCUAUAGUAUCGACUGUUUGCCUAUCGGUAAACGGUAUCAAACUGUUUGGUCUCUAUAAGGACAUCGAUAAGCUUGAAAGUGACCAGUGUUUCAAAAAAUCUGAAUUAGGACUAUUGGAGUGCGUUAUCGACCGAUUCAAAUGCAAACAACACUCGGAUAAUAAUUCAGUCUACCUGUGCUGCCUAUACUGGACUAUAUUUGAUUGUGCCGAAGCCGUAUCCGAGGAUGUUUGCAAAUGUGGUGAACGUAGUAAAAUGAUCAAGCUGCUCAAUGAUGUCAAAAACGAUCUAAAUGCUAAAUUGUGCAAGCUCACUCCCUAUAGUAAUAAGAAAAAACUUUGCUCAGCAUAUUUUAAUUACUAA
Messenger RNA from Oppia nitens, 494 nucleotides. RefSeq lists its product as uncharacterized. The coding region runs from base 90 to 494 and encodes 134 amino acids. NCBI's taxonomy places the organism in Eukaryota, Metazoa, Arthropoda, Arachnida, Sarcoptiformes, Oppiidae. The transcript is spliced from 3 exons. The record is from RefSeq and is a predicted model, not a curated record.